Messenger RNA from Cryptomeria japonica (Japanese cedar), 738 nucleotides. RefSeq names its product lipase-like PAD4. The coding region runs from base 1 to 738 and encodes 245 amino acids. Lineage: Eukaryota; Viridiplantae; Streptophyta; Pinopsida; Cupressales; Cupressaceae. The record is from RefSeq and is a predicted model, not a curated record. The transcript has a single exon.
AUGGGCAAUGAUUUUGAUCCUAUACAAGCUUGCAGGGAACUUCUUGACAAUGUCAAGUGCCUUGGAAAGUCUAGCCCAUAUAAACCUUUUGGUAUUUAUAUGAUCUGUUCAACCCAGGGAGUAGCUUGUAUUGAGGAUAGUCAAGCUGCCUUGGAGAUGUUAAUUUUAACUUUGCAAAGCACUGAAGAAAAUGGUAUUGCCGAUGCAUUGAUUUCAGAGCACAAAAGUUAUGGUGAUAAGUUGAAAAAUGUUUUUGAAAGUGGAUACUCAACAAGAGCUUCAAACAUCUUCCCAGAAUCCUCUGUUGAGACGGGAAUAGCACUGCAAUUAGAAGCCAUGGGCUUUCAGAAUCUGACUAAAUCUGCAUUUGAUGCCUUGAAAAAAGACGCAGAUUUGAAAAACAAGCAUGACAUGGACAUUAAGGACCUAAAUUCAAAGUUGAGCGAGAACCAAAGUAGACUGGUAGAGCUGGAAUGGUACAUUAAAAUGGUAUCUAAGGGCAACAGUUGUAGCUCCUACGAUGUUUUCAAGGACCUGGGCGAAAAGAAAGAUUUUCAUAUUAAUCAGCAUAGAAUGAAUCUAGAAGAUUUUUGGGAUAAAAUUAUUGAUAUGGUGAAGAAUCAGCAAUUGCCCAGUGACUUCCGAUACCAAAACAAAAUGGAUCAAUGCUGGAACUACAUACAGAAGACUUGUAGAGCCCCUGGACAUUGCAAACUUCUAUCAUCUGCACAGCGAUAG